ACAAAACACGGAACUCACUGCUGCUGUGCCCCUGGAUGCUGAGGAGGGGAACUUUCUGUCACAUUUCAAAGUCAGAGCUUACUGCGUGCAAUGACUUUGGAAGGAGUUUCUGAUCCGCUCAUUCGUUCGUCGCAAAGGUUUCGGGUUUGAGCCAACAAUGGCGGCGAACUGGGCCGAGAGGAUCUCCGCUUUCUCCCGGAGUCCGUCUGUCUUCCUCUCCAGGACAACAGCUGAGGCUUUCCUCGCAGAGCUGCUCCGUGAGCUCCGAGAUGACAGAGCCAGUUACAGUGUUAAGGUCCUCCUGUUGUCCCCGCUAUGCGAGCAUCCGACCCUGCUGUGUCCCUCCGACUCUGUGGGCGAGGAGACGGCCCUGGAGCUCAUGUCGGUGUUGGACCAGUGUCCUCCCAAGUCCGUCCAGUUCCGCUGCCACCUCCUCCUGGCCCUCACCACCGUGCUCGUCUGCACCGCCUGCAUGAGCGUCCGCUCCUGUGUGUCCCAGGACUUCCUGGACCUGCUCCUUCAGAUGGCCCAGGACACCGGGGACCUGCACGGGGAUGGCGCUCUGCGCUCCCUCCGGGCCACGGCCUGCGACUGCCUGCGGGAGCUGGAGGCCUGCUCCCCGGGCCUCCUCUCGCAGCGCCUCGAGCUCCUGGGCGGGCUCAGGCAGCGGGAAACCUCCCGGCUCCACCAGGCCUACGCGGGACUCCACACUCUGGUGUUGAGAAACGCUGUGUAUCGGCUCACCCAGGACACUGGAGCUGGCGCUGAGCACCUCAAGGCGCUUCUGGAAGGAAAUACAUCUGUGGCGUGGGAGGCCGAGCUGGACUCGGGCCCGAUGAGUGACAAAGACCCCUCGGCCAUACUAUCGUCCCUUAUCCUGGGACCCAUGGGUACUGUGCCGACCCUCCAGACUGGGCCCGACUGUAAGGAGCUGCGUUCGGUCCUUUCCUCCCUUCUGGAGGAGUCCUACCUCCUCACUCCUCUGUGCCAGGCUGCACUGCUACACAGACUGACAGAGGUAGUUGCCAUGGUGCCUGGUGUCCCUCCGGCCGUAUUCAGAGCUCAGCUGCUGCGACUGCUGGGCACGAGCGAGGUUUGCCUCCUCCACGCCACGCUGCUGUUGAAGUGUGCGUUCACCGACAGCCUGUUCAGCGCCGAGGACGAAGCUUUCAUCCUCCAGCGGCUGGUCGUGCUCUCCCAGCACCCGCUGCUGGGUACGCCCGAGAAGCUUUUCUACAUGGACUGCCUCCUGCACUUCCCCGAGAACCGGCCAAUCGGCUGCGGCGGCGACGGCGACGAGACCCUCCCCGUGCUGCUAACCCCGCGGCUGGCCUCGGCCCUGGCGCCCACCGUGUUCAACGACGGCGCCACAGCGCUGGCCCGCCUCAACCUGCUGUCCCUGGUCUACCUGGAGGAAGCAGAGGAAGGGGAGGGGGAGGAAAGCAGGGGCCUGGCCUACCUCUAUGAGCACCUCACCUCGCUGCUGCGCGUCGUGGCAAACGGGGGCAGCCGGGAGAUCGUUGUCACCUUCUUCAGGGCCGCCUUCCUCUUCCUCUUCUCCUUCUGCCACGUGGAGAGUUACUGUCGCAGCCUGACAGAGGAGCUGUGCAAGCUCUACCUCCGCCACACCCACCUAGCACCGCACAUCGUCAACCUGGCCGACCGGGCCCAGGACAAGCUCGCUGAGUCUGACUGGGCGGUGGGGUUCCUGAGGGCCCUCCAGGGAGUCAUCGCCGAUGCCCCGCCUGCUCGGCUCACCCCGCGAGAACUGAGCUGGCACCUAAAGACACUGGCCCGUGUGGCGGAGGAGGGAGAGAUUCACCAGCACAGCACCGUCAGCUUCCUAUCCAGCGUCAUCGCUCCGUCUCCCUCCUCUCUGUGCACCUCCGGCGACUGGCGCCUGGGCAACGGCCUGCUGGGGGUUUGCCGCCGCCUCCUCGUCCACCCUAGCCUGGACUCGCUGCUCUUGCCUCUGGCCGACAUCCUGCUGCAUCUCACUUGCCACUACGGUGACACGGACAUCCAGGACCAUGCCCGGCUCUACUACACCCUCCUGACCACGCUGUCCCAGGAGAAGCUGGCCGGGGUUCUGGCGCAGGGUUCUGCAGAGGGAGGGCGGCAGGUCACGAAGCGAUCGCUGUCCUGCAUCAUGGCUGAGAGCGAGGGCUUGGCGAGCGCGCUGACCAUUCACCAGACGGAGAAGUCGAUAUUCGGGCUAAUCGAGGCCCGUUCUGAGCCGCCUCAAGGGGAAACACAAACCGAGGAAGUAAGCGACCCCCACCAGAAUGAUACUUUGCCAACAGAGGCCAACGCAGCUCUGGAAGAAUACAGAGCUCAGUUCCUCGUCCCCGGAUUCGCCUCAGAAAUCACCUUAAACUACCGGCUUACUCGCAUCGACAGCGACUCCCACUUCGAUCAGCUCUUCAGCAUCCGCCUCCACUUCGGCCUCACAGACGACCACUACGAAGAGCUGGGCGACAUCAGCGUCCCGAGUCUGGUCCGGGGGAGGCCGCCGCCUGAAGUCAGGCUGAGACUGAAGCCCAGGCGUCCCUACCCCACCACGCUCCACGCCAGCGCCAUCUUCACCACUGAGGACGGCCUCUCCUGGCUCACCGUCCUGCCGCACAUCCACGUGGCCUUCCGGCAGGUCUUCGCGCCGCUGCCCGCCCCCCCGGCCUGGGGGAACAGCAGCAGACGGUGCUUGUUCGAGGGCUUGUGGGAUGAAAUGGGUGCAGAAAGUGGAGAGGACCCGGCAGACUGUGUUACCAGCCUGUUCUGCUGCCGGCUGAAGGAGGGGGCUCUCACUGACCUGGUGGAGAAACACUUCCUCCCCUACCUCAUAUCGGAUCUGUCCGAGGAAGAAGAGGUCAAAGUGCUCUUCUUCCUCCCACCGCGGUCUCACGUGCUGCUGAAGAUAAAACCGGGGGACCCUGUGCACUUCAAUGUCGCCGUGGAUAACUGGCAGCUUCUGCGUCACCUAAAUUCUUAUCUUCUGACAAUCACGUCCUCACAGGAAGACACUUGACUGGGAUUCAGCUUACUUGCUCGCUUUUAAACAAUAAUUUUAAUAACAAAAUCAUCAUCAGUCAUACUCCAAUUGUACUUGAAAUUAAGUUGCUGAAGACAGUCGAUUCAAAAUAAAGCUUUUGCAUUUUAAUUGUCUUGACGAGAAAUUAAA
Cyclopterus lumpus (lumpfish) is the source of this 3178-nucleotide messenger RNA. It is a transcript of the gene ap5b1, whose product is annotated as adaptor related protein complex 5 subunit beta 1. Gene Ontology annotation, biological process: endosomal transport. The transcript is spliced from 3 exons. The coding region runs from base 158 to 3025 and encodes 955 amino acids. NCBI's taxonomy places the organism in Eukaryota, Metazoa, Chordata, Actinopteri, Perciformes, Cyclopteridae. The record is from RefSeq and is a predicted model, not a curated record. Gene Ontology annotation, cellular component: lysosomal membrane; AP-type membrane coat adaptor complex.